Abrus precatorius (Indian licorice) is the source of this 930-nucleotide messenger RNA. Its product is annotated as auxin-responsive protein IAA11-like. The record is from RefSeq and is a predicted model, not a curated record. The transcript is spliced from 5 exons. Gene Ontology annotation, cellular component: nucleus. The coding region runs from base 1 to 693 and encodes 230 amino acids. Gene Ontology annotation, biological process: regulation of DNA-templated transcription. NCBI's taxonomy places the organism in Eukaryota, Viridiplantae, Streptophyta, Magnoliopsida, Fabales, Fabaceae. Gene Ontology annotation, molecular function: protein binding.
AUGUCUAAAGAUGAUAACGUCGUCCUCUCUUCACAGGAUUCUUCCUCUGAUCUUGAGUUGGGACUCGCCUUAAGCCUUUCUCCCUAUGCCUCUCAUUCCGAUUCUCAUUCUCCUCUACCCUCUAACUCUCCCAGUCAAGUAGUUGGAUGGCCUCCCCUUGGAGUGUAUAGAAUGAACAGCUACAAUAGCCAUGCAAAAUCACCAGCUGCAGAAAUAUUCAAUUCUACAAUUGAGAAAAGAGAGAGCAAUGCUACUUUGGUAAGGAAGAGUGCAAAUGGUGGCAGUGAUAAUGACAACAUUAUUGCCAAAGAAAAAAGAAGCCUUAGAAGUUCCUUGUUUGUGAAAGUAAAAAUGGAUGGGAUACCAAUUGGAAGGAAGGUUGAUUUGAGUGCUCAUAGUUCCUAUAAAACCUUAGCUCAAACCUUGGAGCAUAUGUUCAAUGAAUCUACUACAGUCCACACUUGCAAAGGAUCAAAUGGAGAAGAUUGUUGUACUAUAGUUGGAGCAGAUGGGCAUUCAAAAUUACUGGAUGGUUCUUCUGACUUUGUGCUCACUUACGAAGACAAGGAAGGGGAUUGGAUGCUUGUUGGAGAUGUUCCUUGGUGGAUGUUCCUUAACUCUGUGAGGAGGCUAAGAAUCAUGAGGACACCUGAGGCUAAUGGACUUGAUUGGAAGAAAAGAACAGCAAAUUGAAAAGCAAGCCCAUAUAGAGAAUAUUUGCAUCUUUAGUUGUGUAUACAUAAAACUUAUGGCCUAAAAUGUACAUAAAAAACAGAAGUGAUAAAAAUGAAAAAAAGAAAAGAAAAAUAGUAAUACUAUGAGUAAAUGGAUUUUGAUAUUUAAAUGAUCAAGCCUUUUUUUUUUUUGGGUGGGGGGUUCAGUUCAUAUGCUGUUUGUUAAGUUCUCUUGGUAUAUCACUUGGAGGGCACA